GAAAUAACAGAAGAUAAAAUGGCGGGAGAAGAGAAAACUUCAACGAAAAGUUCGCUAAAUCAAGACGAAAACAAAGCAGAUAGCGACGAAACUUCACAGUCACAGGGCGCAGAUCAGGCCCCUGUUUGUGAUAAGCUAAUUAAACUGCCACUUACUAGAGUCAAACAUAUAAUCAAGACGGAUCCCGACGUAACACUUGCUAGUUCUGAAGCGGUUGUCACGUUGGCUAAAGCCGCAGAGCUGUUUAUACAGGCUUUAUCAAAAGAUGCAGUCUCCAAAACAAUGACUGGCAAACGAAAAACUAUACAACGAAAGGAUCUUGAUAUUGUUAUGGAUACAAGAGAUUGUUAUGCAUUUCUUGAAGGAGCUAUUGACACUUGAGUGCAAAUCACUUUCAUAGAAAAUCUCUCGAUGAAAGCUUCAUGUACUUGUAAUACAACCAGCCAGUUUUCCAGAGAAACAAUUUGUGAUGACAGUUAGUACUUUCCAUGUGGAAGAGGUAUACUCUUUUCUCUGGAAAGAGAUAUUAAUGGAGAAACGGUCUUGGGGAGUGUCAGGAUUGUAUCCUUAUGCGAUUUUCCUACACUGAACUGUUUGAAGAAUCUAAGACAACUGAAUAGUCACAUGUAUGAGGAUAUUACAAUGUGCACAUAUUCGUGUGAAGAAAUUACAUCUUUGUAUUCGAGAAUUUAGAGUCAACUGAUUAUAGUAAUGAAUGCAAUUUUGUACAAUACAAAUUUAACACAUGUUUUACUACAUUUUAUUUUUAAUAAAUUUCAUAAUUUGCU
This is a messenger RNA of Gigantopelta aegis, 788 nucleotides long. RefSeq names its product DNA polymerase epsilon subunit 4-like. Gene Ontology annotation, cellular component: nucleus; epsilon DNA polymerase complex. Gene Ontology annotation, molecular function: protein heterodimerization activity. NCBI's taxonomy places the organism in Eukaryota, Metazoa, Mollusca, Gastropoda, Neomphalida, Peltospiridae. The record is from RefSeq and is a predicted model, not a curated record. Bases 19 to 381 code for a protein of 120 amino acids. The transcript has 4 exons.